AUGAUUCUGCGUGGGCUUCGAAUCGAGUACGAAGUGGAUCUCGCCGGAAGAAGAUGGAUGUGCCCAUGGCAAACGAAGCGGAUUCUCGACGCGAUCACCUUCAGACAAACAAAAGGAAUUCUGGCCUUUGUCCAAAACACCGCAUCCUUUCACCACAUCAGCAUCCCGGAAAGCGAGCAGCUUCUCGAGGCAGCUGCAGAAGCCGAAUCCCGGCGGCAGGGGCCCACUUGCAAAGCGGACGAUGACCCGGCGAUGCUCACCGAAUCCAUGAAGGCCUUACGGAAAGUAUUACCGCUUGUGCGUGAAGGCCAAGGCGCAGCCGAAGAUCAAGCCCAUCGUUUUGGCCAAGACGACCAAGUAAAGAUCCGACUACCUUGCCGACACUUGGUCAAAAACUACCUGCCCUUGGCGGAGUGCGUGACGGUUCGGAAGAAAGACGACAGGCUCCCAGGAAGCCGCCAUGACUUGGUUCUGAUUUGCACCUACAACAUCCUAAACGCCCGGAUCGACGAUUUCGUGCGCUUCGACCCCCAAGCCAUCAUUUUCGAUGAAAGUCAGCAUGUGAAGAAUUGGAAGAGCGAUCGUACUAAAAAUUCCCGAAACUUGGUGGCUAAUGCCGAACGGGUAAUCUGCAUCUCUUCCUUCCCUCUGCAACGUUCUCCAAAUGACCUGAUCAGCCAGGUUCACAUGAUUCUGCGUGGGCUUCGAAUCGAGUACGAAGUGGAUCCUUACGGAAGAAGAUGGAUGUGCCCAUGGCAAACGAAGCGGAUUCUCGACGCGAUCAGCUCUAGACAAACAAAGGAAUUCUGGGUACCGAGCCUUCCCCCAAAACACCGCAUCCUUCACCACAUCAGCAUCCCGAAAAGCGAGCAGCUUCUCGAGGCAGCUGCAGAAGCCGAAUCCUGGCGGCAGGCCUACUUGCAAAGCGACGAUGACCCGGCGAUGCUCACCGAAUCCAUGAAGGCCUACGGAAAGUAUUACCGCUUGUGCGUGAAGGCCAAGGCGCAGUACGUGGCGCCAUACGUUCAGAAACUCUUCUUUUCACCUCGUCAGCGUCAACCAAAGACCUUGAUCUUUGCCUUUCAUAAAACUGUCCGAAAGGCUAUCAAGGAUCAGUUGGACGAUGCUAAAAUACGGUUUGUGGAGCUCGAUAUUCCAGCAGGCACUACACGCUUCGAAGGCCGUCUCCAGAAAUUCAAAACGGAUUCAAGGAUGAACGUGGCGGUCCUCUCCCUUCGUGCUUCCAGCCUGGGUCUAGAUUUGCCGGAAGCGAAGCGCAUCAUCUUCCCCGAGCUUUACUACACCGUCGCUCUUCACCUCCAGGCCGAAGAUCGGGCCCAUCGUUUUGGCCAAGACGACCAAGUAAAGAUCCACUACCUUGCCGACACGACCAGCAUCGACGAAAUGAUUUUGACGCUUUGGGAGGGUCGGGUGAAAUGCAUGGAGGAGCGUGAACUGACGGGUAUAAUGAAGCGGUUCGACGCGGAAGUGUAUGAACUAGAUUUACACUCGAUUCCUGACGGCUACGACGAUGACGGUGACUCGGAUCCUGAUGCUAGCGAGGGUGAGGAGGAUGAGGAUGAAGAAGAUGAUGAUGACGAUGAUGAUUUGGCUUCUGAAGAGUCGUCAGCGGCGGAAAGUGAACAGUCUGAAUCAGAUGAAGACGAAACGACGGACGAUGAUGAGUCAGGCCCGGGUGACGAAUCACCCGCCCGCGAUCAGUAUUUGGGAUCAGAUGACACCGAUGACGACGAAGAACAGGAAGCCAAUAACCGCUACAAAGAGACGACCGCUGAUGGCCGCUACCAAUAUGAGGACCAGGAUUACGUCCAGCCUGCUACUGACAGGGACGAGGAAGUAGUACCACGCAAAGAGAGGCCCCCAAGGAGGAGUGCACGCCUCCAGAAAAGCUUAAAGAAAGCUAGUCGAAAGGCUAAAUUCGACGACGAUUCCGAGGAUGAUAGCGAAAACCAAGACCCGGCUAUGCAACAGAAAGACAGUGAGAUUGAAAGUGAGGACGACUCAAAUCAACCCUCGACCAGUCACAAGCACCGCAGGGCGGUUCGCUCAUCGGAUGAAUCUGAA
Molecule: messenger RNA, 2085 nt
Organism: Mesorhabditis spiculigera
Lineage: Eukaryota; Metazoa; Nematoda; Chromadorea; Rhabditida; Rhabditidae
Source: the annotation of a GenBank genome assembly